Molecule: messenger RNA, 1296 nt
Organism: Synchytrium microbalum
Lineage: Eukaryota; Fungi; Chytridiomycota; Chytridiomycetes; Synchytriales; Synchytriaceae
Exons: 3
Coding region: 1-1296 (431 amino acids)
Molecular function (GO): protein binding
Source: RefSeq, a predicted model, not a curated record
AUGGCAACCAACGUGCUACCACCAACAGCACCUGCCACCGAUUGCAACAAUGCAUCGCUCAAAUCACAGCAAGCUAUACAUACUCGGUCCAAUGUUUCCGUAUCUUCCAUAAUAUCUGGCGUCAGAAAGACACUUGGACUUGAAUCGAGGAGCAUAAAUAGUAGUAAAUUGAGCAUGAAAUCAGCAGGAUCUAAAAGCAAACUUGGGUCUGCUGUCAUGCUGCCUAGUGAUGGAUCAGAGAAGGACAAGCAGGCUGCCCUGUUUGAUGCUGCUGUCGCGUCAAGGUUUAAAGUAGCUGAAAUACCAGCCGCCGUCCCACCACAAGCAACAACCAUAUUACACCAAACCUACGAAUCCCAAGGCGCUGUAACUCAACUUCAAGGAUUUUAUGCAUUCCUGGUUAAAGGACUGGUCGAGAUGGACAUACCGUGGACGCAACUCACGAGACCAAAUAAAUCAAACCAGACUAUACGCACUAUAAAACAAGUCUCGGAAUGGUUUAAUGAUCCUACUACGAUGUCGUCCUCAGAUCCGUCCCUACGACGGUUUUCAUUCACGACAGUUGCAACACCGAUUAAAUUCGACUUGUCGCUGGAAAUACCAUUGCCACAGCUUCUUACAGAUAUGAAGGAUGCUGAUGCAUUACAGCUUGGGAUUUAUUACCAUGAGCAAGAGGACUAUGCUGUUGCUCUGAGAUACUAUUCAAGUGCUGCUGGUGGGCCAGGAUGUACCAGUGAAUCUUCAAAUCCGAUUGCAAUGUAUCUGUUGGGAGUUUGUUUGAGACAUGGCUGGGGAUGUCAAGAAGACAAAGAAACAUCAUUCGCAUGGCUGGCAUUAGCAGCAGCCUACUGCUGCCUAUAUCCCACAUCUAUGGUUAUCCACUCUACUUCCCUACUGGAGCAACUAAAAGCAUCUACGUCGCUCCUCACGUAUUCUCGAAACCCACUGAAUUCGUCAACACGGCAAACCCUUUCUGAAGUCGUAAGAAAUGUCCUCCCAUUACCGAUAUACGAGCUUGGAAUCAGUCUGCAGAAUGGGUGGGGAAUAUCGAGGUCUAAGCCGAUUGCUACUUAUCUCUUUCGUCUGGCAGCUUAUCUCGGUGAUGCAGACAGCGCAGUACAAUAUGGGUACUGUCUAAUGACUGGCGAUGGUAUCAUCAAGGACAAGAUGGAAGCAGCCAAGUGGUUCAGACAUGCUGAACGAGCUGGAUUGAAACUUGUUGGAGAGACGUGGAUGUACAAACAGAAAUGGGGGUAUAUAGAGGGUGGUGUUGAGUCGUCACCGACGUGUUUUUAA